AUCUUCGAUACCUUAGAUAUUUAAUUUUUCUAAACAUAAUAUUUUUUUUUUGGACACAGCUGCAAGAUGUUGAAUGAAAUCGCCGAAGAUAUGUACGUGUAUCAACAUGUAUCGCUAGACGAGGUUCCAAUCAUACCAUGGAAACCUAUAAGCCAAGAACAAGUAACGUUCUUGAAUACGUGCCUACAAUCCGAAAACCCCGAGUCGUUGUAUAGACAAGCAGUUCUCGACUACUUCAACAAAACGAAUCUGGAAUCAACGUGCAUGCACUUACAGAAAGCGGUGAAAAGCGGCCACACGGGCGCGCUGUAUGUAACCUGCAUCGUUUUGCUCUUCAGUGGGGACGAAGAACUCAAGCAACAGGGCAUCAAGUUAUUGGGGAACAUGAAAAAGACGAACGGAUUGAAGAGAAGGCUUCGAAUUUGCCGCAAUAAUUUGAAUAGCAUUCUGAAGAUGAUUUGGGUGAAGAACCCGGUUUUGCUGGAGCCGCCGGUUUGCUGUACGUCCCGAGAUCAGCAUCACAAGAAAAGGCGAUGGUCUGAAGUAGAGGAAGAUGUCACGUGCGAGGCUUGUGUUGCUGAUCAAGAGAUUAAUUUACUUAGUGGUAGAUACAAUUUUGAUUAAUCAGUUGAUUUAUUAGCAUUAUUUGUGAGGUAGCUAGUGUUCAUCGUUCCAAUUGAUGAAUUCAAAACUUCAACUUUGUGAUUUUCUAAAUAACAAUAAAUUCACUUGAAAGCUA
Erythranthe guttata (spotted monkey flower) is the source of this 739-nucleotide messenger RNA. NCBI's taxonomy places the organism in Eukaryota, Viridiplantae, Streptophyta, Magnoliopsida, Lamiales, Phrymaceae. The record is from RefSeq and is a predicted model, not a curated record.